Prunus dulcis (almond) is the source of this 982-nucleotide messenger RNA. RefSeq names its product light-inducible protein CPRF2-like. Bases 57 to 701 code for a protein of 214 amino acids. Gene Ontology annotation, molecular function: transcription cis-regulatory region binding; DNA-binding transcription factor activity. The transcript has a single exon. The record is from RefSeq and is a predicted model, not a curated record. Gene Ontology annotation, cellular component: nucleus. Lineage: Eukaryota; Viridiplantae; Streptophyta; Magnoliopsida; Rosales; Rosaceae. Gene Ontology annotation, biological process: positive regulation of DNA-templated transcription.
UCCUCCCCACUCCCUCCCUAUCUAAAUUACAAGUUCAGAGAGUUUUUGUAGCAACCAUGUUGUCUACUGUUCCCGCCAUGCUUGCCUCUGACUCCCUCCUCCAUUUCCCUGCUUUCGACGGGGGAUUUACCCCCGGCGGCGGCGGCUUCACGCCGUGGGAUUGCUCGGAACUUUUUCCAGCAAUUCAAUCCCCGAAACCCACAAUCUCAACCCUGAGUUCUGGUCCGGUCCAGUCUCCAAAACCGGUCAUUUCGAGUUCCGGUUCAGAUGACGACCCAAAUCGGUCGGUUGAACCGGUCCGGAUGAACCGGACCCAUGCCAAUGCGAAGUCAUGCCCAAAUGAUGCCUCGAACCGGGCGGUUUCUGUGGUGGACGAGAGGAAGAGGAGGCGGAUGAUAUCGAACCGGGAGUCGGCGAGGCGGUCUCGGAUGCGAAAACAAAAGCACUUAGAAAACCUAAGGAACCAGGUGAACCGGCUUAGGAUUGAGAACAGGGAACUGAAGAACCGGUUGAGUUACGUUUUGUACCAUUUUCAGCGGGUUCGGACCGACAACGAUAGGCUCCAAUCCGAACACGUCCUGCUCCGACAGAAACUGUCGGACAUACGUCAAAUUUUGGUUUACCGGCAACUACAGCACAUGUCUUCUGCAUGGCCAUGCAACACCGUUAUUCCGGAACAAACCCCAUCAUUAAUUGCGUAAUUUAUUAGAAUAUGAAUAUUAUUAAGAGAAAAAUAACCUCAUUAAUUUCGGAAAACAAGAACAAAGAGCUAGCCAUGCACUUCUCUCUCUCUCUGUGUCUCUGUAAAUUAUAUAUAAAAGCUGCUAAAGUAAAUGGUGGGGUGUUUUUUUGGGAAAAAGAAAAGUGGGGUUUGGAAAAUGAUGGUUUUCGUGUGGAAAACCUUGGGUUUCUUUUAUAAUUAUAUAUUUUGUAAAAAAAUUAGGCAAUGUUUUGUUUAUGGAAGCAUUUUGUAGUAUGUUAU